AUGAGCCAGGAAUAUUACCCUGCCGAGGGCUCUUCCUCCGGAGCCGCUUCGUCCAGAUUCCCGGGCGAGGAAGAGUUACCUGAGCAGAGCCCUUUUUUCCCUCCCCCACCUGCCUACAUGACCGUGGGUAACGGAUCGACCUCCGACAGCGCAACAGCUUUGAUGACAUCUCUGAACCAAGAUUCUGGAUAUGGAGGCAGUAUCGCCGGGGAAAGCGCAAUGGAGGAGGACUCGAACGCGGCUUGGCGUGCAGGAUUGAUGGAGGACCGCCCGACACCAGUGCACACACCAACGCGUCCAGGGGAAUGGAACCCAGCUGGUAGGCAAUCCGAGUGCUUGCGCUGCGUCAAAUGUGAAUUGUUUGGGCUAAUAUCUGUGUGUUCAGCUGAACAUGAAAAGCAAGUGGUUGCCAGUCACGUCUCUCAACUUCUUUAUAACUCGAACCGAACUAAACUCGGUCGCGCGAUCUCCCGGACUAUCGAUACCUUGAAGGAACUCCAGCAUAUGAACCGUCAGUGGCCCGCCCACUAUCCAUCUGUGCAGAGCGCCACCACACCUGCAAGCCGACCCCAGCUCAACCAUACACACUCAGAGCUUGGUGACAGCGAUAGGCCUACGACCCCGCCUCGCCCAGAUUUGCGACGCGCAGCUACGACGAUUGGAAACGAGGAUCUAGCAGAGUCCAGCGCCUCUGCCGAACGCCGAGCCCCGGCUGAGCCCAGGUUGAUGACUCCGCAGAUUGCGCAGGAGUUUUCUAUUCUGAAACUCGAUCUCAAGCUUGGUGCUCUCUCACAGGCAGAACUCGUACACUCGCUGGAAAAGGCUUCCAUUGCUUCACUCCUAGAUGGAAAAAUUAGCCAAAGCAUGAAGCAUCUUCUUUCUUUGCGUGACAGGAUUGAAGACACGUCGAGCAAGGUCCUGAUCACUGGUGACUUGAACGCGGGUAAAUCGACAUUCUGCAAUGCUCUGCUACGCCGGAAGGUGUUGCCAGAGGACCAACAGCCAUGCACCAGCAUCUUCUGCGAAGUUCUGGACGCUCGCGAGAAUGGUGGAAUUGAAGAAGUUCACGCUGUUCAUAAGGAUACGCCUUACAACCGCAACGACGAGAGCACAUUUGACGUCUAUGCUCUUGCCGAGCUCGAGGACAUCGUUAUCGAAAACACCAAGUACAUGCAGUGCAAGGUUUAUGUCAAGGAUGUACGGUCUAUCGACGAAUCGCUACUCAACAAUGGUGUCGUUGACAUCGCCUUGAUCGAUGCGCCUGGUCUCAACUCGGACUCACUGAAGACCACAGCAGUCUUUGCUCGACAGGAGGAGAUUGAUGUCGUUGUUUUCGUUGUAUCUGCUGCGAACCAUUUCACACUGUCUGCAAAGGAGUUCAUCCUGAAUGCUGCUCACGAGAAAGCCUACAUCUUCAUGGUCGUGAAUGGAUUUGAUCAAAUUCGCGACAAGCAACGUUGCGAACGCAUGAUCUUGGAUCAAAUUGGCAAGCUCAGCCCUCGUACAUACAAAGAAGCAGCUGAGCUCGUUCACUUCGUUUCGAGCAAUGCAAUUCCAGUUGCGCCCUCUGCUAUCUCUCAGUCAGGCUCUGGUGGUGGUGGUGGCGGCGGUGGUGACGGCGGUGGUUCUGAUCCUCACGAUGACGACGAUGAUAAGAAAGACCCUAAAGAUAAAGGCAAGGGCAAAGAACGCGAGAAGCUUCAAGAUUUCGAGAAUCUUGAAGGGGCUUUGCGACGAUUUGUUCUUGAGAAGCGCUCUCGAUCCAAGCUUGCCCCUGCCAGAACUUAUCUCCUGAACCUCUUGGCUGAUCUCAAUUCGCUCGCCACUGUCAACCGUGAUGUUGCUCAAACAGAGCUCAAGCGGGUUACAGACGAGCUGGCAAAGAUUGAGCCUGCUUUCGAGAAUGGCAAGAAGAAGAAGGUAGAGCUUGCGGAGGGUGUUAACAAAGCGAUUGAUGACUCCUGCGAUGAUGUCUACAACCACACUCGCUCGACCUUGACUGAUACAAUCACCCGGGUGUCAGACGCGGACCUCGGUGUUGAAUACCCUGGUCUUUUCUCAGCUUUCCAAUACGCCGAAGACUUGAAGCUAGCCAUGCUGGAUCAAAUCGCCUCAUCGGUCACUGACUGUGAGGACUACGCUCGAGAGAAGACCGUUCAAGGAGUUGGGUUCAUCCAAAAUAUUGGACUGCUGCACAUCGGGGAAGACAAGUUCAGCCCGCUCAACUUCCGUGCCGAUGCUAUGUUCCGCCGUGGACGCCGUCACACGUUCGGCCGUCAAGUUGACACAGAGGUUGAAUUAUGGGACUUCUUUGACGUUGCCGGUCUGUGGGAGCGCCAGGAGAAGAUGGCAGGUACAGGUGUCGCGAUGACUGCAGUCACCGUUCUGGGUGGUAGAGCCCUUGGCGGCUUCAGCUGGGUGGACAGCGCACUGAGUGCGGUGAAGCUCAUUGGCCCGAACAACUUGCGCCGGCUGUUCUUCCCAAGUAUCCUUGCUGCCGCUGUCUUGACAACCGCCUAUGUGCUGAACUCUAUCCCGACAACUCUUCCUCCUCGUCUGUCGCGGAAGAUUGCCGCAACUCUUGCCGAUAUGGACUAUGUUCAUUCAAACGCAAACCGUAUCUCGACUGAGGUUCGCCGCAUGCUGCGCAUGCCCGCCGGCAAUCUCCAAACUUCUCUGUCCCAAGAUAUCGAAGAUCUGGGCAGACGCAAGCAGGAGGUCACCAAGAUCAAGCAGGAGAGUGAUGUUGCCACUAAGUACUUCUCAAAUCUGUUCCGAGACAGCAGUGAGAACCGUCGAACCGUUGAAAACCUGGAUCUUGACGCUCCUUUGCCUGGCGGCAUGGCUGCAUCGAUGGAGGCGUAA
This is a messenger RNA of Penicillium olsonii, 2865 nucleotides long. The record is from the annotation of a GenBank genome assembly. Lineage: Eukaryota; Fungi; Ascomycota; Eurotiomycetes; Eurotiales; Aspergillaceae.